UAACCCGAUAUAGAUAUACCUGACUCGAAGGUACAUUGUACACACCACCAAGCAAAGUUUCUUCACAACAGAAUCCCGCGUUGUACGCGGUGGACGGAGGGUAAACAAUCUCGGAUUCUACCUGCGACAAACAAAUAAAUUCUACAUCACCCCGGUGACCCUAUACACCAGCUAUGGGGAACCGAGGCAUCCCAGGCCUCCUGGCCGCUUUCCUCUGCCUCCUGUACCUAGGGGUGGGGUCGGCUAGCGACCCUCCAUUCGGUUCACCUGCACGGUGCAUGGAGCCACCGAGCUGGUCUCUCCGUGGAAGACAUCCCAUGCUGGAGAGCCGAGGUCAAGUGACGGUGGUGGCGCUGUUGCAAGCCAGCUGAGGUUUCUGCCUGACGCAGGCCCAUUACUUGGAGGUCAUGCGCAGGCAGUACAUCUCCCAACACAACAUUACCGACAUCAACUUCAUCGUGAUCAAUGCAGGCGACCUACGAUCUCGUCUCAACUAUUACAGGCUCUAUCGCUUGGGUUACUUUGAUCUCUAUCAGGAUUAUUCAUCAGAGACAGCUCCCGAGGAGAACGUCUGGAGCCUCCUUGACGGAGCCAAGGACGAUUUCUUGAUAUAUGACAGGUGUGGUCAGUUGACAUAUCACAUCCCUAUGCCAUACUCUGCUCUGAGGUAUCCUUUCAUUCAGAUCGCCAUCGAGUCCACCUACACUGGAAGGCAUCCCUGCAACUGUUCAGCCGAUGAGCCGACAACCACCACAGCGAUGCCAUCAACAGAGAAGGAUGCAACAACGAUAGCAUCUACCACACCUACCCCAGCCCCACAAAACGCCCUCUGACAGGAAGAGGAGCUUGCGGCAUGCCGUGAGCGACAACAACAACAACAACUACUACAGGUAGAGCGGGGAGAUGCAGUCAGCACUGAUAGACAGAGUUGAUGCUGAUGCUGAUCCGGGGAGGUCCGCUUGGCUUCCUGACGUCCACUCGCUGGGGUAUCAUCCCAGCUGAGCAGGAUCCGUGGUGGAUCCAGGUGAUGCUGACCUUCCCAGGAGAGCGAGGUCACCGCCACUGCUCCCUCGCAGUCCAACUCCCAUUCAUCAACCCCUUCCACGUCCACUCAAUCAUGACAGCCAUGAGACCCAGCCAUAACAACAACGUCACCAUGACGUCAGGGUCAAGGUCAACUGUGACAGGAACAGCCCUCAAACAGCUGACGACCUUGAGACACCGCCACCACAGCGGCACCAUGACGUCAGGGUCAACUCUGAAACACCACCGCCACCACAGCGGCACCAUGACGUCAGGGUCAACUCUGAGACACCACCGCCACCACAACGGCACCAUGACCUCAGGGUCAACUCUGAGACGCCACCGCCACCACAGCGGCACCAUGACGUCAGGGUCAACUCUGAGACGCCACCGCCACCACAGCGGCACCAUGACGUCAGGGUCAACUCUGAGACUCCACCGCUACCACAACGGCACCAUGACGUCAGGGUCAACUCUGACAAGGUCAAAGAUCAUGUCGUCAGUGACAGUGAUAAACAGUUUGAUUAAAAAGACCACAGUAAUUUCAGCUUCAUAAAACAUUUUUGGGGUAUUCAAAGAAUUUCCAUAUUAAAAAAGUUACCCCAAAUCGUAUUCUUUCUAAAGUUUGACAAAAUUGUUUUUUCGUUAUGGAAAAUCAUAAUGUAAUUUUACAUAUAAACAAAUUGAAAAUAUAUGACUUAAACACAGAUGAUAGUAAAAAAAAACAACAACACUGAAAUAUGCAAAUUAACAGGAAUAGCUUUGAAAAGUGGUCCAUUCAAUUGCAGUACCCAUCUUUGUCGCGUAACAAUGGAUUGCCUAUCCCUAGCCAUUCAUGAUGGUAAACAGACAAACCGAAAGGCUCUGCUACCGGAAUACAUUGCAGUGCUAGAAGGGCAUGCAAUCCACUGUUCGCAAAAAACCUUUCUUAUGGGAAGGAUUAAUAAACAUUUUAACGUUAUUUGUGUUAUUAUAUGCCAGUAUAUAAACUACGAUUGUGAUUGAUAUUUAGAUAUAUGAUUCUGCCAAGUUAAUAUCCACCCCCUCCCUCUCUUUCUCCCCCUUCUCUUUCUCUCUAUCUCCUUCUCUCCCCUUCUCUCUAUUUCCUUUCCCCCUCCCGUUAUCUCCAUAUAUCUCUAUUUCAGUCUCUGUCUCUAGAUCCUCUCGUAUCACUUAUCUUCUCUACCUUCAAAUCGUCGAGUGUCGGAAGUUCCCUUCUCUUCAUACGAUAACAGGGCUACAAUAUUCCUGAUAAAAAGUAUUAGAUUCUAAGUUUAGUGAGCAAAAAUAAUGUUCAAUGUAUCUAAUUCCACACUUUUCUGAAUCUACACAUUCUAUUAGGCUAAUUUUGUUUUCCUACAUCUGUUUACGUGUGCUUUCAACCCAUCUUAGAUGCAAUAAUAAUAGGUUAUAUAAUAAUGUAAUGUAUUCGGAUGUAAUGUUUGUAUUCCAUUAGAACAUUUCAACCAUAAACUCAUCUCGUCCUAUAUUGUGAUGUCCUAUCUUUUUCUCGGGAUCAUUGUGUUUCAUUUUUUCUGAUAGUACUUUUUUUUAAUAGAUAGUUUCAUCGGGUGCUUUGGGUCUAUUAAUUUGUGUAAACGAAAACUAAACGUGGAUAUUCAUGGUCGUAAUACACUAUUCAUAUAGUGUCAUCUUUGAAAAAAGGGUGUAUUUUUCUUUAAAACUAGCUGAAUUUUUUUUGAAUGGGAUGUAAAGAAUAUGUCCUGGGUGGAGAGAGGUAAUGCAGAUAAACUUAAUUCUUAACCCGACGGCUAAAACUAAACGAAAUUUCCUGAAAAGAGGACGGGAGACUCGAACCCUAGAUCCACUCAUUCGAGUCACGUACCGUACUAAGAGACCACGACGUUCUGUAACUUUCUUCUUUGUGUUUGUUUCAUCUUCAUCUUACAUUUGUGUGGCUUCGACCAUAUAGUCACUAUUGAUCAUACAUUUUAGAUAGAUAUGCGUAGAUGUAGCACAAGUUAAUUGUAGCAUAGACAUUAGUUCCACAUCGUCUUUUCAGUAUCUUUCCAUUUCAUCUCUUUCAUAUUGAUCUUUCCCGAAUUUCCAUUUAUGUAAAUUGUGUGCUUGUAAAGGUUGUUUGGGAUCGGUUGUAGGAAAGUAAAUGUUUCUCAAAGUUUAUUUCGCUCGUCAAAUCUAAGCCACCCCUUUCUCUCUUUUCAUUAAUGUGUAUUCAUGAUAAACAUUUGAUAACCCGCGCAUGCGCGGAUCAAGUGUAUUUGAACAAAAUAACACAUUGGCGGAAAGGAGAGAGAGGAUUGAUGGAUUUAGGAGUGAUCUUGUAUUUCUUUGAUAAAUUGAAUAAAAUAAACA
This is a messenger RNA of Strongylocentrotus purpuratus (purple sea urchin), 3357 nucleotides long. RefSeq names its product selenoprotein P. Gene Ontology annotation, biological process: selenium compound metabolic process. Lineage: Eukaryota; Metazoa; Echinodermata; Echinoidea; Camarodonta; Strongylocentrotidae. Gene Ontology annotation, cellular component: extracellular region. The record is from RefSeq and is a predicted model, not a curated record. Gene Ontology annotation, molecular function: selenium binding. The transcript is spliced from 5 exons.